UUUUGAUUUAACGUUCAAACAUGAUCAAGGUUUUGUUAUCAUUCUUUGCUAUAAUCGUUAUAGCUUCAGCGGGAACUGUUCCGCGACAGUAUUCCAAUGAAGCCGAAUUACCCCAAUCUAAUAUCCACAAAAAUGGAAUAACUGGUAGAGGAUAUUUUCUAAGCUCAAAAGGAAAACAAGUGGUGGAAAACUUUGUAGCACAAUUCGAAAAUGGAUACUCACACGAUAAUAUGACCAUCGACUUCAGCAAUUCUGUCAUUGGGAGCGAAGUCACAAUUGAAAAUUUACUUGUUAUGGGGCUCGACAAUGUCGAGAUAAAAAAACUCGAUAUCGGCUAUACUCUUAGUCAGAGUGUUAAGUUCAAUUUCCUUCUACCAAAAGUCGAUAUAACUGGAAAAGUACUUACUAAUUUGACGAUCGAUGCUUUAAGCAAACUCGGACUGAAAUUAAAUGGAAAUGUACACAGUGAUGCAGAAUUGGUAUUGCAGAACGUGACAUUCCAAGGUUAUUUCAAAUAUAAAAUGCCAUUUGUUUUCGGAAGUGUUAAGAUCUAUAAGUUUGAAGCUUCAAUUCAAGUGGGUAACAUAGUGUCGAAGAUUGAUGGACUUAUGGGAAAUGGAUUACUCAAUCAGCUUUUGAAUAGCAAAAUCGAAAAAAGUUUACUACAGCUUGUCAACAGUAGUAAGGGCCAGACAAAAAUUAGUACAUUGCUGAGGGAUACUCUGGUACCGUUUGCUAAUUCGAAAUUCGAGGGCAGUAACAUUUGGACAAUUCUUGGAUAAGUUUUCUGUGUUGAUUGUAAAAAAAUAUUAAUAUAAAAA
Messenger RNA from Eupeodes corollae, 821 nucleotides. RefSeq lists its product as uncharacterized. Bases 21 to 782 code for a protein of 253 amino acids. The transcript is spliced from 3 exons. Lineage: Eukaryota; Metazoa; Arthropoda; Insecta; Diptera; Syrphidae. The record is from RefSeq and is a predicted model, not a curated record.